Dromiciops gliroides (monito del monte) is the source of this 1980-nucleotide messenger RNA. RefSeq names its product ankyrin repeat domain 65 (gene ANKRD65). Lineage: Eukaryota; Metazoa; Chordata; Mammalia; Microbiotheria; Microbiotheriidae. Gene Ontology annotation, cellular component: cytoplasm; nucleus. Gene Ontology annotation, molecular function: protein binding. The record is from RefSeq and is a predicted model, not a curated record.
CCUAUUACCUACAGUUCUCCUUAGCUCUGAAUUGUCACGGGCAUCUUCGGCCUUCCUGGGAAUCCCAGCCCUGCCCAGAAACCUCAGGACCAGGAGGAAGGACCUUCCCCAGACAGUCUGGAACAACUUGGACCACCCAUGGAGAGGGAAAGUCAACCAGCCAUGAGAAGCCCUGGACUGUGGGCUCUUCAGCCUUGGAGGUCUAGGAGCAGAGAGAAUUGAGGCUGACUGGGCAGGCACUGGAUGGUCCUAGAGAUGGGGGACACAAGGGGCCCAGGAAGGGGAGGGAAAGAAGCGGCCUCUGAGCCUCCUUCCUGUCCCAAGGGCUGGGGUCAAGGCCAAGGAUCAAGGGGCCAUAUGAGAGGUCGGCUGGGCCUGAUGAAGCAGUUGCUGAGGCAGGGGGCCUGCAUCAAUGAGAGGGAUCCAACAGGCCGGACCCUUCUCCAUCAUGCAGUGGUGAGUGGCCACCUCCCUUUGGUCCGGUUCCUGGUGCAGCGUGGGGCUGCAGUGGAUGCAGCUGAUGAGGAGCUGGUCACCCCUCUGCACUGGGCCGCCAGGCAGGGGCAGAGCCAGGUGGCUGAGCUGCUCCUGCAGCGAGGGGCACCGGCUUCAGCCAGGAGUCGGCGAGGCCUCACACCACUGCACUGGGCAGCUGCCCUGGGACACUCACUGCUGGUCCAGCGACUGCUUGCCCAUGGCUUGGAUGCUGCCAGCAUGGACAUUCAUGGGUGGACAGCACUGCACUGGGCAGCGGCAGGGAACCAGCUUCAUGUGGUAGAACUUCUGACCUGUCAGGGCAUCUCACUGGACGUCAGAUGUUCAGGAGGCCCCUGCCCCGUUCAUGUGGCAGCAGGGACAGGGAGAAGGGAGACGCUGCAGUUCCUGCUGAUCCAGGGAGCAGAUGCCAAUGCCCAAGAUGGCGCUGGGUCAACAGCCCUCACCAUUGCCUCGGACCUGGGGGAUCAGGAGGUGGUGAAGCUGCUCUUGAGCAUGGGAGCCAAUGAGGACCUUCCAGACCAACAUGGCCGCUCUGCCCUGCACCGGGCAGCUGCUGCUGGCCACCUUCCUGUGGGCCCAGCUGUGUUGGUGGAGAGGGGAGCCUCAGUGGAUGUCCGGGAUGGACUCCACCUCACGCCCCGGCACCAUGCACGCUUGGGAGGACACACUAUGGUUGCCAGCUCUCUUGACCAGGGAGCAGAAGUCAAUGGCACUGGCUGGGCUCCACAAGACCCCUUUGCACUUGGCCAUGAGAAGGGUCAUUGCUCUAUGGCAGAACUCUUACUAAGGCGGGGAGCUAGCCCCAACACUCGACACAGGCUGGAGACUGCAGAAGACCUUGCUGCCCCAGGCACUCCUCUCAAGACUCUUUGUUCCUGUCAGAAAGACCAGGAGAGAGGCAAAGCUGAGCAGGGCUCGGGCCCCUCCAUGGAGACAUCCAAACUGGAUGGACAGUCUGGGUAGGACCUAGUUUGGAGUGGUACUAUGCAUUGGCUACUUUGGGACCCUGGGAUCACAGGACUUAUAGGAGGGUCCUGGUGACUACCUGUUCCAGCUGUCUCCUUUUACAGAGGAGGAAACUGAGGGCCCACAGGGGUACAGUAAGUUGUUCAGAUCAGAUGGGUGGUGUUAGGCAUCUGAGCAUGGUACUAUUCUGAAAAUGGGAAUAACCACUUACUUUAACCAACAGCAUUACUAUGAGGAGAACAAACCCUAUAGUGAUAUGAUAAAACACUAUUUAUUGUUGUUGCUAUUAUUACGGACCACCAGAGGAACAAGUGUUUUCAAGGCUAGGUACCCCGAGGGGACAAAUGAAGGUGGGGGCUGCAGAGGUGCUAGAUGGGGCAGAGACUGUCCCAUUGCCAGGGUUUACCCUUUCCAGGGGGAAAUGGGAAUAGCAAUAACCCAAGCCCCUGGAUCUUGGCCCCAUGGCUAGCCAGCUCUGAGGCCACCAUCUUUGGAAGAAAUUUACCUAUAACAAAA